Molecule: messenger RNA, 375 nt
Organism: Acaulospora colombiana
Lineage: Eukaryota; Fungi; Glomeromycota; Glomeromycetes; Diversisporales; Acaulosporaceae
Source: the annotation of a GenBank genome assembly
AUGCAGACACGCUCAUUAAGCUACCUACUGGUCGCAAACUCUGCAAGAUGGACGAGUCAAUCGUCUGGAAGGAGUGGAGAGAGUUUAGAAGAUGAGGACGAGUCCAAAGGACGGGUUGAAAGCUUUGCGCUCUCCCGUCGAGUACAAGGCUUGUCCAAAUUAGGAAGCAAUGCUGGAUACAGAUUGUAUGGCUAUGGAUCUCUGGAAACAUCACCGCAGAGUGCAACCACGCAUUCGUGCCUGUCACCGAGCAGCGCCCCAGACGCGUCGGCGUUGAUUGAAAUAAGAGAUCUUGAAAUCAAGUCAGUAUGCCAGCAGCCAAAUUCCUUUGGUGCAAACUUGCCCAGCUAUAAGAAUACUCAUGAGUUCAUAUAG